Molecule: messenger RNA, 1478 nt
Organism: Nicotiana tabacum (common tobacco)
Lineage: Eukaryota; Viridiplantae; Streptophyta; Magnoliopsida; Solanales; Solanaceae
Product: 2-methylene-furan-3-one reductase-like
Molecular function (GO): oxidoreductase activity, acting on the CH-CH group of donors, NAD or NADP as acceptor; zinc ion binding
Source: RefSeq, a predicted model, not a curated record
CAGGAUAUUUCAAAUCACUAAGUUACUAACAAAUGGAUGGCUGAAAAUUGAAAUCUACCCAAAAAGAAACCCACAACAAGCAUUUCAUCUCCUCUACCACAGAGAUAAAGUUAAGCUUUGAGGAAAAACAGAUUCAGGGAAAAACAGUUGAAAAGAAGAAGAAUAAUGGAAGCUCUGUUAUCUUCUACUACUCUUCAACUCAAACCCCUUCACACUCCCUCUUCUUUCUCUUCUCUUCAUUCUCCAUUUUCUUCAUGUUCUGUGCUUAGAUUAAAGGGUAGUAGAAAAACUGAAAAUUACAUUCAAAGGAGCCAAUUUUCCACUGUUUUGCCACUUAGAGUCUCUGCUAGUUCUCAAGCUGCUCCUGUUGAAACAUCAACAAGCACUUCUAUUCCUUCUGAAAUGAAAGCUUGGACUUACACUGAUUAUGGAAGUGCUGAUGUUUUGAAGUUUGAGUCCAAUGUUUCAGUUCCAGAAAUUAGGGAAGAUCAAGUCUUGAUUAAGGUUGUUGCUGCUGCUCUUAACCCUGUUGAUUUUAAACGCCGGCUUGGAAAAUUCAAGGCCACUGAUUCUCCACUUCCUACUGUGCCAGGUUAUGAUGUUGCUGGUGUGGUAGUGAAAGUUGGCAGUGAAGUAAAGGGGGUAAAAGUAGGGGAUGAAGUGUAUGGAGAUAUACAUGAGAAAGCAUUAGAUGGACCAAAGCAAUUUGGAUCUUUAGCUGAGUUCACUGCUGUAGAGGAGAAACUAGUUGCUUUGAAACCCAAGAAUCUGAGUUUUGCAGAGGCUGCUAGUCUUCCCCUAGCUAUUGAAACUGCUUAUGAAGGUCUUGAGAAAGCUGGAUUCUCUGCUGGCAAAUCUAUUCUUGUUUUGGGAGGUGCUGGUGGUGUUGGAUCCCUUGUAAUCCAGAUCGCUAAACAUGUAUUUGGUGCUUCAAAAGUAGCAGCUACCUCCAGCACAGGGAAGUUGGAACUCUUGAAAAGCUUAGGAGCUGAUUUAGCUAUUGACUACACCAAGGAUAAUUUUGAAGAUCUGCCUGAAAAGUUUGAUGUGGUUUAUGAUACAGUUGGUCAGGGCGAAAAGGCGGUGAAGGCAGUGAAAGAAGGUGGAAGUGUAGCAGUGCUAACAGGGGCAGUAACUCCACCCGGUUUUAGAUUUGUAGUGACAUCAAAUGGAGAGAUGUUGAAGAAACUGAACCCAUACUUAGAGAGUGGGAAGGUGAAACCAGUAAUUGAUCCAAAAGGACCAUUCCCAUUUGAUAAGGUUGUGGAAGCUUUCUCUUAUCUUGAAACUGGCAGAGCUGCUGGAAAAGUUGUCAUUCAUCCCAUUCCUUGAAAGUUAGCUCUCAUUUUGUACAAUUUCUAAAUUGAGGCUACCUUAGGAAAAGGAAAAGUUUUUGUUCCUCUAAGACAACAAUAACAUGUAUUGUGCUUGUUGGACAUAGUGAAAAUAGAUUCCAAAGGAGGAUUUUCGUGUGCACU